Molecule: messenger RNA, 2992 nt
Organism: Gopherus flavomarginatus (Mexican gopher tortoise)
Lineage: Eukaryota; Metazoa; Chordata; Testudines; Testudinidae
Gene: IRF7
Product: interferon regulatory factor 7
Exons: 11
Coding region: 77-1981 (634 amino acids)
Biological process (GO): regulation of transcription by RNA polymerase II; immune system process
Cellular component (GO): nucleus
Molecular function (GO): DNA-binding transcription factor activity, RNA polymerase II-specific; RNA polymerase II cis-regulatory region sequence-specific DNA binding; protein binding
Source: RefSeq, a predicted model, not a curated record
CAAGAAUUCUGUUUGGUAGCAAAGGAGUGAACUCCCCAACCCUUCCUUCCGCAAUUAACCCGAGACUGGCUGUGUGAUGGCUGCAUCCGAGAGCGAGGGGGGUUCUCAAAAAUUACGGUUUGCCUGCUGGCUGAUUAAGCAGAUCAACAGCAAAAACUACGAGGGGCUCCGCUGGGUAGACAAGGACCACACUCAGUUUCGCAUCCCCUGGAAACACACUUCCAGGAAGGAUAUCAACCCUAACGACUACAAGAUUUUCAAGGCCUGGGCCAUAACCAGCGGAAAGUACAAUGAAAAGCUGAAAGAUCUAGCCAAGUGGAAAACCAACUUCCGCUGUGCCCUGAGAAGCACAAAUAUGUUCCUGAUGGUGCAGGAUAACUCAAAGACCUCCGAGGACCCUCACAAAGUAUAUGAAAUCAUCAGCCCAAGCCCUGAUGCUGUGACAGCUGCUAAUGCCCUGACUACUAAAAACAAUAACCUGCAUGACAGUAAAGAAGACAUCCACCCCCAUUCUGAAGAAGCCCCUAAUCUGCACCACCGUAUGCCACAGGAACUACAGCCCCAGAUAGAAUUAGAUUUGGAGAUGUUGUCACUAGAAAACCCUCCCCAAGAGAUGGAUAGUGGGCAGAACGAAAGACCAGCCUACGACCCUGGCAGGAAUCCGCCCCAGGGCUACACCACCAAUAAUUCGGCAUCAAACGGCUACCAGUGCAGCCCCGACACACUCCAGUGGAUUCUGCAACAGUGCAACUUAACCCAGAAUGACUGCAGCCCGCAGCAGCUGCCAUGGGCUCUGGAUGGAGGUUUAGAUCACCGCUCAGAGGAAGUGCCAUAUGAAGACAGCCCAGGCUAUCCAAACCAACAUAUUGGCCAUAAUAGCUACUCACAGCAGGGGAGCGGAGUGGCAAAUGGACCAGUGGAGAACUAUCACCAAUCAGUUGGCCAGUGGGUGACCCAAACAAUGGCUGAGACCCAAACCAUGCAAAAUGCUUAUGGCCCUUCUGCUGCCUCACUUCUACAGCAGCCCCUCCCAUCCAGCACAGUUCCUGUCAUGAGUCAGCUUCUUAAUAAUGCAGCGGAAGUCCUGUUUGAGGGGAGACCUCACUACAAUAACCACGCUGGCGUUCAAAGCACUUUCCUGAGUGAAGCACCUACAGGAAACACAGUGAUCUAUCCAACGCUGAAUGGCCUGGGAGAGAACAGUUAUCAGCCGGCCAAUCAGUGGGCAGCCCCAGCAGUGCUGGAGCAGAACAGGUUCACCCAGCCUGCUGCCCCUCUCCCAGAGCAGUAUCCUCCUCCCAACACAGCACCAUCGCGGACCAAUACAGAAACCAUUCCUCCCAAUAUGGACAUCACCAUCUAUUACCGAGGGAAGUCACUCCACGAGGUGCAGGUGGCCACCAGCAGCUGCCUGUUCACGUACAAUAACGAAGACCCUACCAUGGUCCCAGGGUGCGCGCAUGUGGUCCAUUUCCCAAGCCCAGAUGAGCUGCCUGACCAGAAGCAGGUCCAGUUCACCAGGCAGCUGCUCCUGAACGCAGGGCUGCUGCUGGAGCAGAAGCACAAGAAGAUCUAUGCCAAGCGCCUGAAAAAAUGCAAGGUCUUCUGGGUCCUCUCCAGGCAACUGGCAAACAUGGCUCAGAACCCUGAGUCCAAGCUGCUGCCACGUGGCACAGAGAUGGAGAUCUUCGACUAUGAGGUGUUCUCAAAGGAGCUGAAGGAUUUUAAGGAACAUCAAAGGGCUGCAUCUCCCGACUUCACCAUCUACCUUUGCUUUGGGCAGUGCUUCUCCAAAUCCAAGCCCAAGGAGUCCAUGUUAAUCCUGGUGAAGCUGGUGCCUAAGUUCUGUGAGUAUUUCCAUGACAUGGUGCUGCGGGAGGGAGCCUCGUCCCUGAACAGCGGGAAUGUGAGCCUCCAGCUGUCCAGCUGCUUCAACAGCUUGUAUGACCUCAUUGAGCAGUACAACAUGCAGAUUGACUGAACCUCCUCCCCACCCUAGGACCCAAGCUGCAUGUGCAUUGGCCAGUCCUUGCCUAGGUCUCUGGCUAGCACUUCUGAAAACACUUCUGCCUUUCCGUCGUCCACUUGCAUCAGUUUGCUGCCAUCAGAAAACAUGUGGGUGAGAUGAUGGGUGGCCUUGUGGCUUAGCCACAUCACUGGGACUCAGUAAAGCUGGGUUCAAUCCCUGCUGUGCCACUGGCCUCCUUAGUGACCUUGGCAUGUCACUGCAUCUGGGCCUCACUUUCCCCAUCUGUAAAAUGGGAAUAAUUCCUUACCUCACAGGGUUGUUGUGAGGAGAAAUGCAUGUGAGGUGCUCAGAUAUUACGGCAAGAGACAGAUCAGCCUUCCCCGCUCUGGGCCACCAAUUGAAAAGAGAUUUUUUUCCUCAGCUGAAACAAACAGGGCACUGUGCUCUGAAGGUAAAAGCAAGAGAAUCUUCCUGUUUCCAGAUGUCAGCAAGAAAGUCGGGCAUUGGGGGGCGGGGGGAUACUCAUCUACAGCACUGCCAUGUAAUGAGUCUGGGCUGAGCUGGCUGGAUUUGAAGCUGAGUGAGGUUGAGUUUGGGUUUUUUUGUUUGUUUAUUUUUAAAGAAAUGGGGAUGUUUGGGGGGGGGGGGGGAAUCCUUAAUAUCACCUGUUGCUGAAGUGAGUGAAGCAGGAGCCCUCGGGGUGGAUUGUACAAUAGCCCUGGUCAGCUCUCCUGGGGUCACAGGGUUGGUACAGGGUGAGCUAAUCCAUCUGACAGAGGCUAAGGCCCAGCUCCUAAUGUCCAUUGAUUUGAAUGGAAGUUAGGAGCCUAAAUACCUGAGGAUCUCUAGGUGGGCUGCUUUAAAUACCUGGCCCAUGCCUCAUGCCCUCCGUUUACCACAAUGAGAUGAGAGGGAAAAGAAGGAGAAUGAGUAACACCCUGAACAGUGUAGCGGAGGGGAGGCCCAGAAGCCAUGACAGAGGCUGGUCCUGCUCCUAGUGGAAUUUUGCCAUUGACUUUCCUG